UCUGGCAACACUGAUACAGACGAUAGGAUGUAGCUGGACGUGGCUAACAGCGAGCUACGAUCCACAGCACAUCCGAAAACACACCUAAACCGUGAUUAGGAUCGGUUUAACCCCGCAGUCAGGACGUCUGUGCCUCUGUUUUGUCAGACAGAUUGUCUUUGCCAGAUAUGACCUGUCACUGACAGGUCAAGUGCUUAAUGGAUGCAUUUGAGACCUUUUGUGAGUGAGGUUGCGGCUUUCAGUAAUGUACCAUGGGGUACGAUGUCACGAGGUUCCAAGGGGAGGUGGAUGAAGACCUACUGUGCCCUAUAUGCAGUGGAGUGCUGGAAGAACCAGUGCAGGCCCCACACUGUGAGCAUGCUUUCUGCAACGCUUGUAUAACACAGUGGUUUGCCCAGCAGCAGAUUUGUCCUGUUGACCGCACAGUCGUGACGCUAGCUCACCUCCGACCUGUGCCCCGCAUCAUGCGCAACAUGCUGUCCAAACUUCAGAUCAGCUGUGACAACGCGAGCUUUGGUUGUACUGCCACACUACGCCUGGAUCAGCUACAGUCGCACCUCAAGGACUGUGAGCACAAUCCGAAACGGCCUGUGAACUGUGAGGAGGGUUGUGGACUUGAGAUGCCCAAAGAUGAACUGCCAAACCACAAAUGCAUCAAACAUUUGCGGAGCGUUGUCCAGCAGCAACAAAGCAAAAUUUCAGAACUGGAGAAAACCGUUGCAGAGCAUAAGCACCAGUUGGGGGAACAAAAGCGGGACAUUCAGCUGCUAAAAGCCUAUAUGAGAGCCAUCCGCAGCGCUAACCCCAACCUCCAUAACCUUGAGGAGAGCAUCGAGUACAAUGAGAUCUUGGAAUGGGUCAACUCCAUGCAGCCUGCCAGAGUGACCCGCUGGGGCGGCAUGAUAUCCACACCUGAUGCUGUGCUCCAGACGGUCAUUAAACGCUCUCUCAUCGACAGCGGCUGUCCUCUUUCGAUCGUCAAUGAUCUGAUCGAGAACGCCCACGAGCGCAACUGGCCACAGGGACUAGCCACGCUGGAGACACGCCAGAUGAACAGGCGCUACUACGAGAACUACGUUGCCAAACGGAUCCCUGGCAAGCAAGCGGUGGUGGUGAUGGCGUGUGAGAAUCAGCACAUGGGGGAGGACAUGAUUCUGGAGCCCGGCCUGGUCAUGAUCUUUGCACACGGCGUGGAGGAGAUCUUAUAACUGUGCAGCUGGGUGCGCAGAUCCACAGAAAAGUGGGGACAUUUUGUUUUGGGCAGGGGGUUGCUGUGGAGAAAGAAGUAAUUUCCUUGCUGAAGUGAAAACUAAUAAACCUGGUUUAUUAAAUCUUAAGAGGCUUCCUCCUAAGCUUGAUGCCUAUGCCUUAAAGUAAGGACGAAUAAAUAUUGAACCUGAUAAAAUACAAAGUGAAUCUGACUGACACUGAAGAUAAAAAGGUGAAAUGUGACGUUUACAAGGUUUCUAACUAGUGCAUUACACGAUCUGAUUGUUCUGCUCCACAUCUUAAUCUAGUGUUAAAUCCUCAACCCCCAUUCAAAGCCCCCUGUUGUAUAAAUCUUUGUAAAUACAAAAUACUAUAUAAGGAAAUGUCAUAUUCUCCCAUUCCUCUUGAUGUAAUUGUGAUUUCCCUCCCCCUUUCAGUUUUGUUCAAUCUGCUUGUUACCUUCUCAAAGAGCGAUGACUGAACGUUUUCCGUGCUUGCUUUAGUAUUUAGUUUUGCCAUAGAUGUAAAAUGCACUGUGCAUCUUUGUUUUUGAUCGUCCAAACCUCUGUGCCAGUUAUUUAUUGUGUUGCCUUUUUAAAAACCAAUAUGCUUGAAAAUUACCAUUUGAUGUAUGUAAACCUGCUUUAUUUUUUUUUCUUUCAUUUGAUUUCAUUGCAGGAAGAAAAAAAAACAUCUUGUUGCCUCAGUUUGGUGUGUGUGUGUGUGUGUGUGUGUGUAUAGUCUGUUAGAUGCAUUUGAAGUGUUACAAUUAAAGUUUAAGAUUUAAACAUAUGAUGCAGUUUAUUUUAAAUCUCCAAACAGUCACUUUAUGUUGGUGAAUUCUUAUGUUUGGGAUGAUUGAUUUAUCAACAUUAAUCUUCCUGUUCACAUGUACUCACUGAUAAGUCACUAAACAUGCAGCGUGGAGAUUGUAAAGACAUUUGUAAAGUCGCUCCUUAAGGUUAAUUUUUGCACCAUUAUUUACUUAUACCUGUAGUAAUACACUUCACACAUCUAUUGUUAAAGAAAAGAACAAUGGCUUGGUUUCCCUGUUAAUGUUUUGGUGUCUGUUAUGUACUGUGUUGUACAGACAUGAAGGUAAUAAAACACAAAGCUUCAUCCAAAA
Messenger RNA from Thalassophryne amazonica, 2335 nucleotides. It is a transcript of the gene rnf41, whose product is annotated as ring finger protein 41. The transcript has 7 exons. Gene Ontology annotation, molecular function: zinc ion binding; ubiquitin protein ligase activity. Gene Ontology annotation, biological process: regulation of canonical NF-kappaB signal transduction; protein K63-linked ubiquitination; tumor necrosis factor-mediated signaling pathway. Bases 252 to 1208 code for a protein of 318 amino acids. NCBI's taxonomy places the organism in Eukaryota, Metazoa, Chordata, Actinopteri, Batrachoidiformes, Batrachoididae. The record is from RefSeq and is a predicted model, not a curated record. Gene Ontology annotation, cellular component: plasma membrane signaling receptor complex.